Anopheles darlingi is the source of this 1230-nucleotide messenger RNA. Its product is annotated as odorant receptor 56a-like. The record is from RefSeq and is a predicted model, not a curated record. Gene Ontology annotation, molecular function: odorant binding; olfactory receptor activity. The transcript is spliced from 5 exons. Gene Ontology annotation, cellular component: plasma membrane. The coding region runs from base 1 to 1230 and encodes 409 amino acids. Gene Ontology annotation, biological process: detection of chemical stimulus involved in sensory perception of smell; sensory perception of smell. NCBI's taxonomy places the organism in Eukaryota, Metazoa, Arthropoda, Insecta, Diptera, Culicidae.
AUGGACCUGAAAGAAGAGUGGAUACUAGCCGAGGCCAUCCUGGAUAAUCCUCUCCUAAAGAACACACUUCGUGGAUUACGAUACUACGGUUUGCUGAUAUACGAUACGCAGUCAUGGAAGAAGCUGCACUGUUUCCGCGGAGCUGUGUUCAGCUUAUCGAUGGUUCUCUUCAAUUUUACCCAGUACGUCGAUCUGUACCAGGUUUGGGGCAAUGUGUCCGAUAUGACGGCCAACGCCGCAACCACGCUGCUGUUUACGACGAUUAUCUUUCGGGUCAUCUUCUUCUAUGUUCAUCGAACACGAUUCAAUAAUAUUAUUCGUGUGGCACACGAUGGUGUGGAACGGAUUAGGAAGAGUGAGUGGGUCGAGGAACGGGAAAUACUGGACCACAAUGUAGCGUACCUGAAACGGUUGACAGCCGUGUUCUGGAGCUGUGCCCUGCUCACGGCCAACACAAUGUGUGUGUAUGCCCUGGUAGAGCAUUGUACUAUUCCAGUGAAAUCUACCCAUCCGGCGACAAUUCUACGCUCCUGGUAUCCCACGUACAAUGGCAAGGCCAAUCAUUUCGUGGAAAUUUAUCUAAUCCAACUGUACAUCAUGUACGUCGGACAGCUGAUCGUGCCCACGUGGCACAUGUUUAUGGUAACCCUGAUGAUCUACGGUCGGGCCGAGUGUAGCGUAUUAAAUCAUCGGCUUCGCAAUCUCAGCCACUACCACGCACCCGUGUUGGCGUCGGAGAACAGGGCACCGGAUCGCGUAAAUAACCCGGAACGGCGCUCGUUGAUAAUCGAUUGCAUCCAGCGCCAGUCGGCACUGGUUGCAUUCACCAAGGAACUGGAGCAGCUGACACGGGCGGCCGUUUUCCUCGAUUUCGUCGUCUUUUCGGUGCUGCUGUGUGCGCUUCUGUUCGAGACCUCAAUGACUACGUCCGGGGUGCAGAUUUUCAUCGACAUUUGCUACAUCACCACAAUGACGGCGAUCCUGUUCCUCUACUACUGGCACGCCAAUGAAAUCAACCACUGCGCAGACCAACUGUCGAUGUCGGCGUACAAGAGUGAUUGGUAUCGGUACGAUCGCAGUACCAACAAACUGCUACAGAUAUUCAUCAUGUACAGUAAUGAACCGUUGAAAAUGCGAGCAUUUUUCAUCUCGAUGUCGCUGGACACGUUUCUCAAUAUUCUACGAGCUUCUUACAGCUACUUUACCAUUCUUAAGCAAAUAACCAGCUAA